This is a messenger RNA of Folsomia candida, 3103 nucleotides long. It is a transcript of the gene Eip75B, whose product is annotated as nuclear hormone receptor E75. The coding region runs from base 457 to 2958 and encodes 833 amino acids. Gene Ontology annotation, biological process: cell differentiation; hormone-mediated signaling pathway; positive regulation of transcription by RNA polymerase II. Gene Ontology annotation, molecular function: zinc ion binding; RNA polymerase II cis-regulatory region sequence-specific DNA binding; nuclear receptor activity. The transcript is spliced from 15 exons. The record is from RefSeq and is a predicted model, not a curated record. Lineage: Eukaryota; Metazoa; Arthropoda; Collembola; Entomobryomorpha; Isotomidae.
AAGAAGAGAGAGAAAGGAUUCCCUGCUGCUGCUGGGUACUGCACAAGAACCCGUUAUUUAGUUCACAUUGUUACACUAAUCUUAAAUCCCGAUUGUUAACUGAGCUCAAAAACUCGCCCAACCUAAAGAACUGUGAAAAAAGUUUUUUUUCUCAUCUGCUCCUACGUCUCCUACUUCUUCCUGUCUUAACCAACCAACCAACUACCCAUUAUUAUCAUACUGCAUUGUUAUAAUCAUCAUCAAAGCAACAAAGGGAAAUAUAUAUGAACCAUCAAACGGUUCAGUUACACCACAAACAAGAACAUUUACAACCAAAACAAACCCACCAACUGUAAAGAUUCCCAUCAACUUGUUCUCUACCAUCACGCAUACGUGCAUACGUACGUACGUACACACAUUCAUACUCUCAAUUACUGCAAGUACAAAAUCAAAUCUCACUCAAAACAAGUCACAACAAUGACGGUGACCAAGUUAAAGCAGAAAAGUUAUGAUAAGUUAAGAAACAAUUAUUGCAAGAAGUUGCAAAAACAAAAAGGUGGUGGUGGUCGUGGCUGCACUGCAGACUCGUCGUCUGAUGUUGAAUCGGAUGAUUCCUCCUCCUCCUCUGGAAAUAAUCAAAAUAUUAUCAAAUUUCUGGAGAGCAAGUACGACUCCAGCAACACUAAUCACAAGUCAUCUCAAUUGCUAAGUCUUCUCAGUGAUGGGCCUCAGGUGUUACUUAAUGAGACUGAGGAACUGGUCCAACACUAUGUUCACCAUCACCACCAGAGUCAAACUCCUCCACCCCCACCACUUCUCACCACCACUCCCCCCGUCGUGGUGGACAUAAGUGGAGAUGAAUACUGUGGAGAAUUGUCUCCUGCUGACUCUUUUCCUGGUGAAAGUUCCCCCACCAGCAGCUUCACGUCUCCAGAACCGGAAGCAGAGUCCGAACCUGAGGAGGAGGACCAAGGGGAGGAGGAGGACAGCAACGUCCUCUUCUGUGGUCAUCACGUGGGAAAAGUCCUCCUAUCCGAAUUUGACGGAACAACAGUUUUGUGUCGAGUGUGUGGAGAUAAGGCUUCAGGAUUUCACUACGGGGUGCACUCAUGCGAAGGUUGCAAGGGGUUCUUCCGCAGAUCAAUCCAACAAAAAAUACAGUACCGACCAUGUACAAAAAACCAACAAUGCAGUAUCCUCCGGGUCAACAGAAAUCGAUGCCAGUACUGCAGAUUGAAGAAAUGCGUACAAACGGGAAUGUCAAGAGAUUCCGUUCGGUUCGGUCGAGUUCCAAAGGUUGUACGACAAAAGAUUUUGGAAGCAAUGCAGCAAAGUAAUAACGCUAAGGCGAAUGAGCGAGCCAUGAGCACUGAAUUGGAAGACAUCAACAAGUUGACUACGACCGUUAUCCGUGCCCACAUGGAGACUUGCGAAUUUACCAAAGAUAAAGUUCAAAAAUGUUAUCAGAAUGCAUUGUUGAAGAAGCAACAAGAGCAAAACAAAGCAUCGACUCGUUUUGAUGGUCAUUCUAUGACUUUGGCUUGCCCAUUAAAUCCACAUCCUCAGUCAACCACAGAAGACUUUAGCGAGCGAUUCAGUCCUCAAAUUCGUGGCGUAGUUGAGUUUGCGAAAAGAUUGCCUGGAUUCUCAUUACUUUCACAAGAUGAUCAGGUCACAUUGCUAAAAGCUGGAGUAUUUGAAAUCCUCUUGGUCAGACUGGCAUGCAUGUUUCAAGGAAAUACCAUGCUCUGCAUUAAUGGAGAGCUUCUAGAACGUGAAACCGUAUCUGCUCACCAGAAUGCAAGAUUCCUUCUCGAUUCCAUGUUCAAAUUCGCUGAGCAAUUCAACAAGCUCGGGCUCUCCGAUGAACAAAUUGGCAUCUUUUGUGCAAUGGUUGUUCUGGCUCCAGACAGACCUGGACUACGAAAUGUAGAAUUGGUACAGCGACUUCAAAGACAUUGUCGCUCAGCAUUGCACUCACUUGUCCCAGCUUACAUGAUCCAAGAAUUGGACAGAAAAAUUCCAGACUUGAGGACUCUAAACACCCUUCACUCUGAGAAGCUCUUGGCAUUCAAAAUGGAAGAACAAAAUCAGGCAAACGCUGCAGAUUCUCAGAUGCAACACUCCCCUGUUAGUAUUGCCAGCAGUCAUCGAAGCAGCAGUUCUGUUGACUCUUUGGAUAGUUUUCACACCAACAGCAACAGUACCCAUGGUUCUUCCUGCAACGACAAUGACUUACCCAUUCGGAGACUGAGCGCAGGCACUUGCCCGUACAAAUUCCCAAGGGCGCUCGAAAGCCCCAGUGGAGAUUCUGGUAUCGAAUCUGGAGCAUGCUCUAGCCCUGCAAGAUCCGAACAAGAUAUUCCUAUUCUACCGCCAACUCCGAGCAGUAGUAGUAGCAGCAGCAGCAGCAGCAGUCAUCAUCAACACAAUCAAGAUGAUAUGCCAGUUCUCAAGCGAGCCCUACAAGCACCUCCCAUGAUUGACACAAAUCUUCUCAUGAAUGAGGCUUACCGUCCCCAUAAAAAGUUUCGGUACAGCGUGUCAGAAAAAUCUCACUCGGGCUCUCCCCCACCGUCAAUGAUGAACCAACAACAGUCAAGUCCAGUCUAUGUGCAGUCACCACCUGCGAGAAAUACCCCAGGACCAACCCCACCACCCCAUCAGCUGUAUCCUCAGUUAGCAUCGGCUCUAACUCAACCAAGAAUUUCAAACUGUCCCCAACAAUCUGGUCCAAUGAAGCAUUUCAAGUCCCCCCUUCAGAUUCAGCACUCGACAUUGACGAGGACGCUGAACGAGAAACCCAAACUUUUGACUGAAGACGAUUCUGUUACCAGUGACUUGCUACAUUCAAUCAUCAUGAGAAAUGGAAAUAGUGAUGCUCCAAGCCGACACUAUUCAGCAAUGGAAACAGAUAAUCCAACUCUGUGCGACAACCAAGUUCCAUUAAAUCUCUCCACAAAGAUUCAAAUUUGUUAGAAAGUUAUUUCGAUCUCCUCAAAAAAUGUGUAUUUAAUGUACAUGAUUACCUGUACUUUUCCCAGUGUUAUAUUGUUGUGGUGCCUAGUUUUUGUCUGACUUUUUUUAUAUUGUGUCCAAUAAAGUAACUACUGUACAAUGCUUA